CGUCCCGUCCGUCGUCAAACAAUCAUGGCGGACUACCGAGAGGCGCCCUUGGCAACUCGGCCGAAAACGUUGGACCCAAAUGAAUAUUUCAAUCUUUCUCCGGAUCAGAGGCGAGCAGAGGAUGCCCGGGCAGCACUGCGGGCCAACCUGAAGAGGACCUACCAGUUGCAGCUCAACAAUCCCCACAGAGCCGAGCUCAUUGAAGACCCUGCCCUGACGCGAUGGGUUUAUGCACGAGCUAACCCCUAUCCUCACUUCAAAGCCACAAAGAAGACCUCUCUGCUCGGCGCCAUGUUUGGAGUGGUGCCCCUUUUUGUCCUCUAUUACGUCUUCAAGACGAACCGGGAUAACAAGGAAGAGAGGAUAAAGGCUGGAACCCUCGAGCGCAAGUUCAGUUUAUCCUCAUGAGAUCUGCUGGGAAAGUUUCCCCCAUAAUGUUCAUGAAAUGUUGCUGUGUGUAAAUUUAACUAACAGAAUAAAAUCAUAUUGUCAAAAA
Molecule: messenger RNA, 496 nt
Organism: Cyprinodon tularosa
Lineage: Eukaryota; Metazoa; Chordata; Actinopteri; Cyprinodontiformes; Cyprinodontidae
Gene: ndufb4
Product: NADH:ubiquinone oxidoreductase subunit B4
Exons: 3
Coding region: 25-408 (127 amino acids)
Cellular component (GO): mitochondrion
Source: RefSeq, a predicted model, not a curated record